Sorghum bicolor (sorghum) is the source of this 1628-nucleotide messenger RNA. RefSeq names its product nucleosome assembly protein 1;2. Gene Ontology annotation, molecular function: histone binding; chromatin binding. Gene Ontology annotation, cellular component: nucleus; chromatin. The transcript is spliced from 11 exons. The coding region runs from base 137 to 1261 and encodes 374 amino acids. The record is from RefSeq and is a predicted model, not a curated record. Lineage: Eukaryota; Viridiplantae; Streptophyta; Magnoliopsida; Poales; Poaceae. Gene Ontology annotation, biological process: nucleosome assembly.
CUCCUCCGCCAUCCCCUCGCUCUCCCUCUCCCCUCAACCCAGCGCCCCCCCUACCCCGCCGCCGCUAGGGUUUCUCCUCCCCUCCCCGCCCACCCCCAAAUCAUCCCCGAAGCUUCCAGUGCCUCGCGCCGCAGCCAUGAGCGACGGCAAGGACGCCCUCGACCUCUCCGCUAUCGGCGCCGCCCUCCCCAACUCGGCCGAGCUCAGCGCGGAGGACAAGGCUCACCUUGUGGCGUCGAUCAAGAACACGCUCGAGGGAUUGGCGUCGCGGCAUACCGACGUGCUCGAGAACCUCGAGCCCAAGGUCAGGAAGCGCGUCGAGAAGCUCAGGGAGAUCCAGGGCCAACACGAUGAGCUUGAGGCAAAGUUUUUUGAGGAGAGAGCAGCUCUAGAAGCUAAGUAUCAGAAGUUGUAUGAACCACUUUACUCAAAGCGUUACGAAAUUGUCAAUGGUGUGGUCGAGGUUGAGGGUGUCACAGAAGAAAGUGCAGCUGAAACUCCUGCAGAGCAAAAGGGUGGAGAUGAGACCUCUGCUGAGCCAAAAGAAGAAAAAGGUGUACCAGCUUUCUGGCUUAAUGCAAUGAAGAAUCAUGAAAUUCUAGCUGAGGAGAUCCAGGAGAGGGAUGAGGAAGCUCUCAAGUACCUCAAGGACAUCAAGUGGUACAGGAUCAGUGAGCCGAAGGGCUUUAAGCUUGAAUUUCACUUUGAUACAAAUCCGUUCUUCAAGAAUUCAGUGCUUACAAAAACAUAUCACAUGAUUGAUGAGGAUGAACCAAUUCUGGAGAAAGCCAUUGGUACUGACAUUGAAUGGUACCCUGGGAAGUGCUUGACACAAAAGGUGCUAAAAAGGAAGCCACGGAAGGGGUCAAAGAACACUAAACCUAUCACAAAAACUGAAGAUUGUGAGAGCUUCUUCAACUUCUUCAGUCCACCUCAGGUCCCUGAUGACGAUGAGGAAAUUGAUGAGGAUACAGCUGAACAGUUGCAGAACCAAAUGGAGCAAGAUUAUGAUAUUGGAUCUACCAUCAGAGACAAGAUUAUCCCACAUGCUGUCUCGUGGUUCACUGGAGAGGCUGCUCAAGAUGAGGACUUUGAAGUUAUGGAUGGUGAGGAUGACGAUGACGAAGAUGGUGAUGAUGACGAAGAAGACGAAGACGACGAGGAUGAAGAUGAUGAUGAUUAUGACACAAAGAAGACCAAGGGAACUGCUGGAGGGGAAGGGCAGCAGGGCGAACGACCUGCCGAGUGCAAGCAGCAGUAAGGUGGUGCGCAUCGAAUAUUGGCAGGCAUUGGUUGUGGAGCACUUAGUUUGGUUCUGCUUGAUGCAAUGUCAUUGAGUUGGUUUUGUGGAGCCCUUGAGGGGGCACUUGUUGGUUUUAUGGAAUUGGCGGGGGGAUUUUUCUGGGACAUGGUGUUAUAUGUGGUAGUUUUGUCAGUUGCUGUAUUGGGUAUUCAGAUAUUAUAUAUGUGGUCUUCUUAUGCUUGGAGUGAAGAUGGUUACCACCCUGGUAUGUCUUACUGUGCAUACCACUGGCAUGGUGUGCUGUACUUUCAUCAAGCGUGACGUGCCGCUGAGAAAUUUUGCUCUAGGGGAAAGGCUAGCCUUUUGCCCAAAAAUGUUUUGCGAA